Molecule: messenger RNA, 777 nt
Organism: Cylicocyclus nassatus
Lineage: Eukaryota; Metazoa; Nematoda; Chromadorea; Rhabditida; Strongylidae
Source: the annotation of a GenBank genome assembly
AUGGUGUCGCCUAUAACCGAAGUUUCCAUUCUUUUGCUCUUAGCAAAAUCGACUUCAAACACUGGUGUCUUUCGAUUUGAUCCUGAAGCUAAACAUGGAAAUUCCAUCUACUUCCUUUAUCUGGAAAAACAGUCUCAGUGCCUGAGAGCUUGCUACGACGAAAGCGAGUGCAAAGUUGUGGAAUACAAUGAGACUGAUGGUUUCUGUAGGCUAUACAGAGAAGGGAAAGUUGGCCCAAUAAAAGGAUAUGAACUCAAACGUGAUGAAACUGACUCGUCAUGUAUGACAGAAACAUCCACAAGCGACGUAGCCUUCCAAAGGAUACCACCACGUCAAGAAGAUGAUAGAGAUUUUACAUGCAAAGACCUCGCAGCACCAGAUAAAACUGUUAUCGUACCUUUUGAAAGAGAGAGAUACCGCUUCUUUUUUAGUAAUACUUCCAGAACUUCUUCCAAGUGGACUACUGUAGGGCCCAGGCUUUCCCUCUCCAAGAAAGCAGAAGAGACCUGUACGCCUGUACCUGUUUUCCACAAAGCAAACCAUCGUCGCCUGUUUUUUGGAGAAAUCUACAAUACCACUGGCUACUACUUCUUCAAUGGGUACGCCUUUGCGGAUAGCUGUGUUGUAAAAGGUGAAUGCUUGGGUGUGUGGGAGAUUCAAGAAUAUGAAGACGAAGAUGGCAAGUUCUAUUAUGAUAAACCUGGAAGAGACGAUUUGAAACGUUCUGAUCUGGAUCAGAUUUUCUACAUUGCAAAAAUUGCAAAAUCACCUAGAUAG